This is a messenger RNA of Lodderomyces orthopsilosis Co 90-125, 3276 nucleotides long. RefSeq lists its product as uncharacterized. Gene Ontology annotation, cellular component: nucleus; cytoplasm. Gene Ontology annotation, molecular function: protein binding; nuclear import signal receptor activity. Gene Ontology annotation, biological process: protein import into nucleus. The transcript has a single exon. The record is from RefSeq and is a predicted model, not a curated record. Bases 1 to 3276 code for a protein of 1091 amino acids. NCBI's taxonomy places the organism in Eukaryota, Fungi, Ascomycota, Pichiomycetes, Serinales, Debaryomycetaceae.
AUGAGCGUGUUACCUGAUGAUGUCAAUGCUGUGUUGGCUCAUCUUCUUGAAAAUUUAUUGUCAACAGAUUCCAACUCACGAGUAAAUGCAGAGAAAUCCCUUGAAAUAGAGUGGUCAACCAAGCAAAAUGUCGAGCUUUUGUUAGUGUUCUUGGCAGAACAAGCAACCUCGGGAGCCAAUGAUACUAUAAAGGCAUUUUCAGCUGUCAUGUUUAGAAGGAUGGCUAUUAAAUCACCAAAGGAGUUGUCAAGUGUCACUGAUAGAACCAUAGGAGUUAUUGGAGAACCAGCUAAGCAACAAAUUAGAACAAUUUUGUUGCAUGGGUUUUCAGCUCCACAAUCUAAUCAAGUUAGACACAAAUUGUCUGAUGCUAUUUCUGAGGUGUCAAAAGAUGACUGUUCGCCUCCAGGUACUUGGAAUGAGCUAGUUCCUGCAUUGUUCCAAGCAUCUAAAAACCCAGAUCCCAGUUUCCGUGAAUCAGCAUUCAGAGUGUUUUCUGCAUCGCCUGAGUUGAUUGAUCAAUCAUUUAUAAAUGAAAUUUUGCCAAUUUAUACUUCUGGAUUUGAUGAUGAGAACGACGAGGUGCGUAUUGCCGCUUGUUCAGCGUUUGUUGCCUUUUUUAGAGAGUUGCCAAAAAAUGUGUGGCCCAGCUUAUCCCCUUUGUUGCCAAACUUGCUCAACUCAUUACCACGGUUUUUGCAAAAUGGACAAGAUGAAGCAUUGGCAUCGGUUCUAGAAAAAUUGAUUGAUUUGGUGGAACUUGCUCCUAAGAUGUUUAAGGAUAUGUUUCCUACGAUAAUAGACUUUUGUGCAAUGGUAUCCAAAAAUAAGGACUUGGAAUCCUCCACCAGAAUGGCAUCAUUGGAGCUUCUCACCACUUUUGCUGAAGUUUCACCAGCAAUGUGUAAGCGCACUCCAACAUACACUGAACAAAUUGUGCUCAUUACCUUGUCUAUGUUGACUGAAGUUUGUAUUGAUGAUGAUGAAGCAGCUGAAUGGAAUAAUAACGAUGAUACCGAGGAAGACGAUGAAGAACCGGAAUAUGAUGCAGCUAGACAGUCGUUAGACAGAGUCAGCUUAAGGCUCAAUGGGCAAUCAAUGGCUGGACCUUUAUUCCAGUAUUUGCCUGCUAUGACACAAUCUCAAAACUGGAGGGAGCGUCAAGCGGCUUUAAUGGCAUUGUCAUCAGCUGCUGAAGGAUGUUCAGAUGUGUUGAUGAAUGAAAUUCCAAAAAUUUUGGACAUGGUCUUGCCUACUUUGAAUGAUGAGCAUCCAAGAGUACAAUACGCUUGUUGUAAUGCAUUGGGCCAAAUGUCAACUGAUUUCUCAGAUCUAAUUCAAAGAACAUCAGGAAACAGGAUAUUACCUGCUCUUAUUUCCAAAUUGACAAAUAAAUCUGUUCCACGCGUGCAAGCCCACGCGGCUGCCGCUUUGGUCAACUUUUCUGAAGCGGCUACCAAAGACAUUUUAGAACCGUAUUUGGAUGACUUGUUGAACAAUUUGUUAAUUUUAUUGCAAUCACCAAAGAGGUAUGUUCAGGAACAAGUGUUGACUACAAUUGCUAUCAUUGCUGAUGCUGCUGAAAAGACAUUUGUCAAAUACUACGAUACCUUAAUGCCAUUAUUAGUAAGUGUGUUGAAAACCGAUAUGGGGGAUGAAAAUAGAUUACUCAAAGCCAAGUGUAUUGAAUGUUCUACCUUGAUUGCAUUAGCUGUUGGAAAAGAAAAAUUUGAACCACAAAGCCAUGACUUGAUACAAUUGUUUGGCCAUAUUCAACAAACAGCGACUGCUGAUGAUGAUCCAGUUAAGCAAUACUUGGAACAAGCUUGGGGUAGGAUUUGCCGCAUCUUGGGUAAAGACUUUUUACCAUAUUUGCCAUCAGUAUUGCCUCCUUUGAUGGUAACUGCAAAGGCUUCUCAGGAUAUCUCAUUGUUGGAAGAGGAUGAAGCAGAGGAGUACAAUAACAACGAGGAAUGGGAUGUCAUUAAUCUAUCAGGGAAAUGGAUUGCAGUCCAUACUGCUGCUUUGGAUGACAAAGUCACCGCAAUGGAUUUGUUGAGAACAUAUGCCAUCCAGCUCAAGGAGGAUUUCUACCCAUGGGUGAAGGAGAUUGCUGAAGAUAUUGCAUUACCAGGAUUAGACUUUUACUUGCAUGAUGGAGUACGUGGCUCAGCAGCGUUGACCUUGGCAUCCUUGUUGAAAUGUACAGUAGCAGCAACAGGAAAAGAUUCUCAAGAUACGUUACUUCUUUGGUCUAAAAUUGCUGACAAGUUGGCCGAAGUUUUGAGCUCAGAACCGGUGGCAGAGUUGUUGGUUGCGUACUAUACUGCUUUGGUUGAAUCCAUCAAUACCUUAUCACCAAACUCCAUCUCUCCACCUCAAUUGCAAGCAUUUGCCAAGUCAAUUAAUGCUAACAUGGUUGAAAUUUAUGAAAGAAUAAAAGCUCGUGAUAAUGAAGACGAUGAAUAUACUGAAGAUGUCGAGGAAGAUGAAGAGGAGUACACUGAUGAAGAAUUGUUGGAUGAGAUAAACAAAGUUUUUUCAGCAAUUUUCAAAAAUGUGAAAGCAAACGCCUUGGAAAAUUUUCAAGUACUCAUCCCAACUGUGGCCACAUUUAUCAAUGAAGAAAAUACAAGCUUGAAACUUUGUGGGUUAUGCAUUGUAUGUGAUAUCUUGGAGCACGGUGGACCACAAUCUAUUGUUUUCAAGGAGUCUUUCCUCAACGUUUUGGCCCACUCACUUUCCUCACCACAUGCAGGUGUACGUCAAGCCAGUUCAUAUGCAGUUGGAGUUGCUGCUCAAUUUGGUGGUGAAGAUUAUGGAGAAUUUUGUGUGCACUGUUUGCAGCCUAUGUUUAAGAUGGCCUCGGUACCAGAUGCCAAAGCCGAUGAGAAUAUCCAUGCUACCGAAAAUGCCGUGUCGGCAAUCGCUAAAGUAUUGCAUACAUUUUCCUCAUCAGUUCCUAACCUAGACGUAUUGUUGGACCAAUGGGUUCACCUUUUGCCUAUCGUACAGGAUGAUAACGCAGCUGCCUUUGCUUAUGUAUUCCUUAGUGGGUUAAUUGAUAACAAUCAUCCCGCUGUUGCAAAGAACAUUCCAAAAGUAGUGGACUCGGUGAUACAAGCAUUGGCCCACGCUUCAAUAGGUGGAAACACCGCCAAUAAAGCUGUCGCUUCAACCAGAAACUUGUUGAGCUCAAUCCCUCAUGACAAGGCCAUUGCGCUACUUCAAGAGAAUCUGUCGAAUAUAGAUGUUGUCAAAAAGUACUUCAGUUAA